Molecule: messenger RNA, 483 nt
Organism: Morchella importuna
Lineage: Eukaryota; Fungi; Ascomycota; Pezizomycetes; Pezizales; Morchellaceae
Exons: 2
Coding region: 1-483 (160 amino acids)
Source: RefSeq, a predicted model, not a curated record
AUGGUUCGCCGAAAACGAGGUCAAUAUGACAUGCGAAAGCCUCUGGAGACUCUGUCAGGCAAAGCCCGAUUUGGUUGUUCGUUUCCAUGCAUGGUUCGACAUGUUCACUGGGACACAGGGAUUGUUCCAAAUGGGAACCUCCAUGGGGCGCCGAUUGAAUGGUGGAAGGCCCUUACCGAGGGAACGGACCGUUUUCACACUCCCAGCCCUUCGCUAUCUAUGACGACACGAUUCAUGAACGAUAGCGAAGAGGUCGAAGACGGGAGUGAUUUUGAAGACGACGUGGAUAUAGAAAACAACCAAGAGGAGUAUCACUAUCAGGACGACAGCGACGGAUACUUUGAUCUAGAAAGUUCCGUGGAUGCUACGGGAAUUGCUAUCUCGAAUGGAGCAGCGGUUCCAAGACAUAGUGACACAGAAGUGGUGACGGCGCCUCUCUUCACCCUUUUACCAAAGAAACCGAGGCAAAUGAAGAUAUUGUAA